UACAAAAAGGAAAAUCCCAAUUGAAUCAACUGAAAAACAGAGAAGAAAAAGGUGUAAAAGAGAAACAGAAAUGGGACUCAAAAACAGAGCAGAGGAAGAGAACUGUUCAAUGAACGAAGCUCUGCUGUUUGCUACCGUCUGCAUCAUUGGUCUCCCAGUGGAUGUUCACUUGAAAGAUGGCUCUGUUUACUCUGGAAUCUUCCACACUGCUUCUGUUGAGGAGAAAUUAGGUAUUGUUUUGAAGAAAGCAAAAUUGACUAAAAAGGGAAGAUGUGCCACCAAUGUUGCAAAUGGCAGUGUAGUGGAGACACUUGUUAUCCUCGCUGGUGAUUUUGUUCAAGUUGUUGCUAAGGGAGUCCCGCUUCCUUCUGAUGAUUUUGCUGGAAAUACAGCUCAUGGUAAUGGAGAAGCUGCUUUUGAUAUUGUCCCUUCUUCUGCCAAUCCACUGAAUGGGGCCAACAAAUUCAAUAAGUCUACCAUGGAUAAAAGAAAAAAUAAUAGGAAAAGAAAUUCAGUCCAAAAUGAGAAUGGUUUUACACCUGCAAAAUAUGGAAAGGAACAUGAAGGAGAAAACUUGCGACCGAAUCCUAUGGGAAAUGCAAAGGAAGUUGCGUAUCAGAAAAGCAAUAGGACAAACAUUGAGGAGGGCAAAGAUGCUUUUGGUGCCACUGUUGCUGGGAGACAGGUUGGAGAUGAUAGCUUGCAGCUUUUGCAGGAUGAAUAUGACCAAAAGUUUGAGUUUCAUGUGGAAGACAGUGCUAAGGAAGUUAAACACUCAGUUUCCAGCUGUGAGUCUUCUGCACUUGAUACUCUUAAGCCAGUGGAUGCAUGCCUUACUCAAGUAAAACCUGUUGAGGGAGGACAAGCUGAGAUGACAAUUAAGCUAUUGCUUAAUGGAGCAACUCCUGAUGUACCGGUGGAUGGUAAACUUGAAAAUCAAUGCUGUGAAAGGCCCGCUGCAACAGACAUUUACCAAGAUGCUGUUUGUUCUGGAGUUUCAAUAUCUUCUAGUCCAGUUACAGCUGUUUCCUCAGAAUCAUGCCAGAGUAAAUUAGCUACACAAGCUGCCAUAGUCUCUUCACAAAGUUUAGAAUCAAACAAAAACUCCAAGGAAUUUAAGCUCAAUCCAGGAGCAAAAAUUUUCUCUCCAUCUUUUGCAAGUGCCAUAUCAGCAGCUUCUCCUAUAGUACCAACAGUAGCAAAUGUGUCUUAUGUACCAGGCAACUCUCCUAUGGUAGCUGUCGUUGGUUCUGAGCCAGAGGUUGGGAUUGGCUCUUUUGCACCUCGUUCAUCCACUCCUUCUAAGUUUGUCUCUUAUGGUAACAUUACUGCUGCAAAUGGUGUCAGUGGUUCUCAAUUUUCUCAGCCUAUUGUUGGGCAUAUGGGGAGCAGAACACAGCCACUUAGAUAUGCCGGUCAAUAUCAUCCACUUCAGGCUGUACCAGCAUCUUUGAAUCCAAACUCUCAAGCUGUUAUGCUUGGACGAUUGGGACAGCUUAUUUAUGUGCCUGUUUCUCAUGAUUCAGUUCAGGGUGCAGCACCUAUAUCGUCGGUACCUGCAUGUCCUCCAUUGACACCGCAUCAUGUCCAAUUUCCAAAGCACCAAGGAAGUGCACCAGGCCAAGCAUUGCAGCUUUGUCUACCUCAACCUUUCAUGGCAGGAGGACAGCAACCAUUGGGAGUGCCAAGCCACAUUCCAUUUUUGCAGCCUCCCUUCCCUGCUAAUCGUUCCAUACAAGUCCCGGGAUCUAAUGGUCUCUAUAGCACAAAGCUUCCUUGAAAAUCUGUUACUUUGUUAGUAUUACCCUUUGUUUUCGGUUUGUUUGAAGAUAAUAAAAAUUUUGGCUUAUAAAUUUUUAUAUUUUGAGAGCAUCCAACAUCUGAGUUAGGUCCAUUGUUGUUUGUUCACGAAAUGGUUAUUCUCUUUGGGUGAUUGAUGAUGUAAGACCUGGUAUAGAAGGUACAUGGGAAACUCCUAUUGAACAAUAUAUCACAAGAGUCAAGAAUAGUAUACUGUGCUAAAAUCGACAGAAAUGAGAAAAUGUUGAGGAAAAAAAAAAGAAAGAAAAUCAAGAUUUCCUUUUUCUC
Molecule: messenger RNA, 2088 nt
Organism: Theobroma umbraticum
Lineage: Eukaryota; Viridiplantae; Streptophyta; Magnoliopsida; Malvales; Malvaceae
Product: polyadenylate-binding protein interacting protein
Biological process (GO): cytoplasmic stress granule assembly
Cellular component (GO): cytoplasmic stress granule
Molecular function (GO): mRNA binding
Source: RefSeq, a predicted model, not a curated record